Molecule: messenger RNA, 1966 nt
Organism: Aphanomyces invadans
Lineage: Eukaryota; Oomycota; Saprolegniomycetes; Saprolegniales; Verrucalvaceae
Exons: 6
Coding region: 43-1743 (566 amino acids)
Molecular function (GO): protein binding
Source: RefSeq, a predicted model, not a curated record
CGCCAUUCCUGCAUUCGUUCGCGCCCGUGUUCAAGGGCCGCCAUGUUCAGUACCAACAACGAAGAAAUCGAUUUCUUGGAGCGGUUGAAGAGGCGUGAUCGCGAAAAGCUCAAGCUCAAGCAGAAGGGCCAUCUUCCAGUGAUGGACCGCGAGACGCUCGUCCAGCUUUGCGUGGAUAACGACGGCUACGAGACUCCCGAGCUCAACGACAACUUGUUUGCGCACUUCAAGGGGUUCCAGAAGAUCGAAGGCCUUGAACCGUUCUACAACUUGAAAGCGCUGUGGCUCGAAUCGAACGGGUUGUCUGUGAUCGAGAACCUCGACUGCUUGGUCCAUUUGCGCUGCCUGUACAUGAACAAGAACCGCAUCGAGCGCAUCGAAAACCUUCAUUCCCUCACGGCGCUCACGACCCUCGAUCUGAGUGAGAACGCCAUCCGCACGAUUGAAGGCCUCGGUGCUCUCACGCAACUAACCUCUUUCAACAUUUCCAAGAACGAACUCGAGCACGUCGAAGAUAUCGAAGCCCUCAAAAACUACAAGUCCAUCACCAACCUGGACUUGAGCCACAACAAGCUUGCGGAUCCGUCGAUUUUGCACGUUUUUGAAGCGAUGGCAAACCUCAAGGCGCUUCGUUUGACAGGCAACGACGCGGUGUCCAAAACAAAACACUUUCGCAAGACAUACAUCACGACGUUGCCACAGCUGGGGUAUUUGGAUCGACCCAUCUUCGACAUGGAAAGGACGACGGCGGCGGCUUGGAAGGAAGGAGGCACCGCCGCGGAAGAAGUCGCGCGGCGGGCAUUCAUUCAACAUGAGCACGAUGAGCGCCGCCGAACGUUGCAAGAAUUUCGAGACUGGCAACGAGAAGUGCGAGAGAAGAAGCUGACUGAGCUCGCCACGACGCCAGCGUCCGAGUGCGUGGAGGAUUCGAACGAAGUUGAAGAAGCACGACGGGUCGAGGCGCAGGCGGACAGCGACGCUGAGAAGGCCUUGGUUCACGGAAAUGGCAUCGUCGAGUUGGGAGCGGCGUUCUGGGCCGAAGAAGACAAGAUGCAGCGCCAAAAGCACCCUCAAAUGAACGAGGUGCCGAGCGAACAAAACGUCGCAUCACAUGCAAAAGUGAAAGGAAUUGCGUCCGCCGUACCUCCAUUGGUGGCCAUGAAUGAGCUCAUGGGCAUUGCUGCGCACGAAACAGCGGUGGCAAUCCAGGCUGCAUCCGUGCAAGCUGUGGUAGACACGAAUAACUCCAUUGCCGACGACGACGCUGAAGACAAAGAUGCGAGCGUAUGCGUCGACGAUAUUCAGAUCGACUUGUCCACGGACCUUGUAUGCGCCGCGGCAAAAGGUCGCAGUCCAUUUGAUUCCAGUGCCGCGGUGGAACGAUCCACUCCUCACGCACCUUUACCAUUGCUCGCUGAAGAAGCUUCCGUCUCGGCGGCCGCGAGUGGCACCAAAACAGACGACUGGCCUGCAACGCCACCAUCAUCGACUAAAUCGACGGUCCCGCACUCGUCCUUUACGGGUACGUCGUCGCUGGUGCCGCCGUCGGCACCUGUCGAAAGGGACACGUGGGAGUCGCUUCAACGCAAGGCAUCCAGUGCGCCGCCGCUCCUCGCGCCGCAGAAUUUGCCAUCGGCCUAUGGAUCGUCUGACGAAGACGAUGACGCGAUCCAAGUGCCCGUGACCCGUGCGGACCUGUGGCAGCAACUGCGCGGCUACACAAACAUGUCGCAACUCGACUAGAUGGCCUACAUGACCAAGCGUGCUCACGUGGAGCAAGUUGAGCAGAGGCAUCGUGGAUGCAGCUCCUCCUGCGUCGAUCCACCAAGACUGCGUUUGAAAGCGCUCGAGUGUAUUAUGAAUCGUCGCAUGGAAUCCUUGGCUGAGGACGUUGCUUGGCUCGUAGAAUCAAUUUCUUCGGCCAAUUUGUCGUGCAUGUGGUUGUGCCCGUCAUGCGCUCAGUGGA